This is a messenger RNA of Neltuma alba, 1896 nucleotides long. RefSeq lists its product as uncharacterized. The record is from RefSeq and is a predicted model, not a curated record. The transcript has a single exon. Bases 1 to 1896 code for a protein of 631 amino acids. NCBI's taxonomy places the organism in Eukaryota, Viridiplantae, Streptophyta, Magnoliopsida, Fabales, Fabaceae.
AUGCCGGAGACACGAUCGAAAUCCAGCAACAAGGUUAUGGACGAACGACUUCAAGCAGUUGAACAGCAAUUGACUACGGUAACGACACUGCAAGAAUCGGUCUUCCACAUGACAACGCAACUUCAGGCAAUGGCGCGAAAUUUAGAAGAGGUCACCACUGUUCUCCAGAACCCAGAACAGCCUCGGCUUACCGGCAGACCAAAUGGGAACAACAAUGGACGAUCGCGCGCAACCCAGUUUACCAAGAUGGAGUUCCCAAGGUUUUCAAGGACAGACGUAGUGGCUUGGAUUCUAAAGUGCGAACGAUUUUUCGAACUGGAUGAAACGGCAGCCGACGCGAAGGUUAAAAUCGCCAGCCUACAUCUUGAUGAUCGCGCUUUUCAGUGGCAUAUAGCGUGCGAAAAACAAUGGGCAGGAAACCCACCGUCAUGGGAGGAGUAUGUCGCGCUUCUCAAAGAUUGUUUUGGACCGGCUUACGAGUCUCCAAUUGGCGAUCUUCUGCGACUGCGUCACAAGGGAACUCUCGCCGAUUUCAAUGAGGAAUUCGAUUUAGUCUCGGCUAAGGUGGGGUUCAACGAAACUCAAUUAGUCGACGCCUACUUAAACUUGAUUAAAGAAGAAAUCGCUGGCCCAGUCCGAAUGUUCAAGCCCAAGUCCAUGCGAGAAGCCAAGAGUCUUGCAAGAAUGCAAGAACUCACGAAUGAACGCCUCGGUGAGAAGAAGCCGUGGGAUAAGGGACCCAAGAUCGCAACACCUGUGAAUUGGGUGGCACCAGCGUCACGUAACACGUCCUCUUGGAGUAAGGAGGGACAUGCAAACAGUGGGCCCCAUCCGAAGGGAAAUUUCAAUUCGGCCACGACUAAACCCCAAUCUUUUGCCAUCAAGAAUUCUCCCAGGGUGUCCAAAGCAUCGACCGCGGAAGAAGAGGCUGAGCACCGACAGAAAAACCUUUGUUUUUAUUGCCAUGAUAAAUUCUCCAAGGAUCACAAAUGUCCCCAGCGAAGGAGGAUGCUUCUGCACUUUAUUGAAUAUGAAGAAGCAGAAGUGGAAAAUGACCCCGACCUAGAGCUAGUAGCAAAAGAUGACGAGGUCACUCCUACCAUCUCAUUGCAUGCUAUCAGUGGGGUUGAUGAUGCAGAUUCAAUGAGACUACAAGGCUACGUUGGGAGACGUCCUAUACAGAUUUUAAUAGACAAUGGGAGUACACACGACUUCCUUGAUCUAACUAUAGCUCAAAAAUUGGGUUGGAAAACUGAUUAUGUACAUAAUUCACAUGUACAGGUUGCAGGAGGCAAGAUGUUGAAGGUUCACGGACUCUGGAGGGACUUCAAGUGGAAGAUGCAAGGAUUGGACUUCACCUUUGACUUUAGGAUAUUGGACUUACAUACCUAUGAUAUGGUGCUGGGCGUGAAAUGGCUAAAAAGCAUCAAAAAUGCCUUUUGGGACUACGAAAGGAUGGUCAUGUAUUUCUGGAAAAAUGACCAGAUAUGCAAAUUGCAAGCGAAUCCUCCCAAUACGUGGCAGAUCAUCCAAUCUCAGAAGGCUGAAUUGAAUUUUCUACAGCACAGCCAAAAAUUUCUGGUGCAUCUAGUUCAGGCUAAUAACAGGGAGUUGGAGUGUUUUUCAGUUUCUAGUAUUGAUGAAAAUGCCACUGCUCUAAUUCAAAAAACGUUAGAUGGUUUUCAGGACAUAUUCAGAGAGCCAAGGGAGCUUCCACCCCUUAGAGAGGGUCAUAACCACCCUAUUAUAUUACAGGAGGGCACAGAUCCUAUCAGCAUUAAGCCAUAUAGAUAUCCAGCUGCGCAAAAGGAUGUCAUAGAGAAGCUGAUUACAGAACUACUCCAUCAGGGGUUUUGCAAGAGAGUUCUUCUCCUUUCUCAACACCAAUUGUCCUAG